Messenger RNA from Hypomesus transpacificus, 4889 nucleotides. RefSeq names its product ATPase phospholipid transporting 11B (putative) (gene atp11b). The record is from RefSeq and is a predicted model, not a curated record. The coding region runs from base 347 to 3805 and encodes 1152 amino acids. The transcript has 30 exons. Gene Ontology annotation, cellular component: recycling endosome; endoplasmic reticulum; plasma membrane. Gene Ontology annotation, molecular function: ATP binding; magnesium ion binding; ATP hydrolysis activity. Lineage: Eukaryota; Metazoa; Chordata; Actinopteri; Osmeriformes; Osmeridae. Gene Ontology annotation, biological process: phospholipid translocation.
CAUCACUUCCGCAAUGAUGAAGUGCCGGGGUGUGUAAGGACGUCUACGUGGAACAGCCACCAAACCGAGCUGCUGUAAAUGAUAGCAGAGAAAUACAGGGGAAACGGCCAGAAGAGAGACAAGACGCUCCUCUCUCGGCUGCGGGAUAUUGUUAUUUCGCUAUAGUUUUAGACAACCCGCUUUGAAAUUACCGUCACACAGACUGGAUGAUUUCUGUAACGCACUCGCCGCCACCCUGUAAAAGGAAAUGUUCAUGGUUUUGGAAGGCUUUAUGGAACUAGCUAGCAUUAGCUAGCGACGCUCCUGGCUGCUCUGAAGGAAAUUAUUGCUUGUCUAGCUAGCCAGGAUGCUACGGUGGAUACGACAACAGCUGGGCUUUGACCCCCCCCACCAGAGCGACACCAGGACGGUGUACAUCGCCAACCGCUUCCCACAGCACUACAACCCACAGAGGUUCGCCGACAACCGGAUCAUAUCCUCCAAGUACACCAUAUGGAACUUCGUCCCCAAAAAUCUGUUCGAGCAGUUCAGAAGAAUCGCCAAUUUCUACUUCCUCAUCAUCUUCCUGGUCCAGCUGAUGAUUGACACCCCCACUUCCCCUGUAACCAGUGGACUUCCUCUCUUCUUUGUCAUCACUGUAACCGCCAUCAAACAGGGCUAUGAGGAUUGGCUGAGACACAAGGCGGACAACGAGGUGAACGGGGCUCCGGUGUUGGUGGUGCGCAGCGGCAGCUUGGUGCAGACCCGCUCCAAGAACAUCAGGGUUGGGGACAUUGUCAGGGUGGCCAAAGAUGAGACGUUCCCUGCAGACCUGGUGCUGCUGUCAUCAGACCGCGUCGAGGGCACCUGCCACAUCACCACCGCCAGCCUGGACGGAGAGACCAACCUUAAGACCCUCUAUGCAGUACCAGAGACUGCAGUGUCUCAGUCCGUGUCCAGACUGGAGGCCCUGCAGGCGGUGGUGGAGUGUCAGCAGCCUGACGCAGACCUGUACAGGUUUGUCGGAAGGAUAACCGUCACCCAGCAGGGAGAGGAGAUUGUGAGGCCUCUUGGACUAGAGAACCUGCUGCUUCGAGGAGCCCGCUUGAAGAAUACCAAAGAGAUAUUUGGCGUGGCUGUGUACACUGGGAUGGAAUCCAAGAUGGCCCUGAACUACAAGUGCAAGUCCCAGAAGCGCUCUGCGGUGGAGAAGUCCAUGAACACGUUCCUGCUCAUCUACCUGGGCAUCCUGCUGUUCAAGGCGGUGCUGAGCACCAUUCUGAAGUACGCCUGGCAGGCAGAGGACAAGUGGAACGAGCCCUUCUACAACCAGAAGACUGACCAGGAGAGGAACAGCAGCCAGAUCCUGACGUUCAUCUCGGACUUCCUGGCCUUCCUGGUGCUCUACAACUUCAUCAUCCCCAUCUCUCUGUAUGUCACCGUGGAGAUGCAGAAGUUCAUGGGCUCCUUCUUCAUUGGCUGGGACCUGGACCUGUACCACGCGGAGAGCGACCAGCAGGCCCAGGUCAACACCUCCGACCUCAACGAGGAGCUGGGACAGGUGGAGUACGUGUUCACCGACAAGACGGGCACCCUGACGGAGAACGAGAUGCAGUUCCGCGAGUGCUCCAUCAACGGGGUCAAGUACCAGGAGAUCAACGGCAGGCUGGUCCCUGAGGGCCUGACGGAGGACCCCCCAGACGGCUCCUCCCCCCACAUGAGCCGAGAGCAGGAGCUGUUCCUGAAGGCCGUGUCGCUGUGUCACACGGUGCAGAUCAGCUACGACCAACCGGACGGCUCGGGGGCGGACCCCUUCAGCCACGCCAACGGCUUCUCCUCCCACAUGGAGUACUACGCCUCCUCGCCUGAUGAGAAGGCCCUGGUGGAGGCCACCAAGAGGAUGGGGGUCACCUUCAUGGGAAGCCACGCCGAAACGAUGGCGCUCAAAACCUUCGGAAAGUCCGAGAAGUACAAGGUCCUCCACGUGCUGGAGUUUGACGCCGUGCGCAGGAGGAUGAGCGUCAUCCUGCAGACUCCGUCAGGGGCCACGGUGCUGUUCACCAAGGGAGCCGAGUCCUCCAUCCUCCCCUUCGCCACCAGCGGAGAGAUGGACAAGACCAGGCUCCACGUGGACGAGUUUGCCCUGAAGGGGCUGCGCACCCUGGUGGUGGCGUGCCGCCACUUCAGCGUGGAGGAGUACGCCGAGGUGGAUCGGCAGCUGCACGAGGCCAGGACGGCCCUGCAGCAGAGAGACGAGAGGCUGGCCCAGGUCUUCUCCUUCAUCGAGAGAGACCUGGAGCUGCUGGGGGCCACCGGCGUGGAGGACAAGCUGCAGGAGAAGGUGCAGGAGACCAUCGAGGCCCUGCGUCUGGCGGGCAUCAAGGUGUGGGUGCUGACGGGGGACAAGCACGAGACGGCGGUCAGCGUGAGCCUGUCGUGCGGUCACUUCCACCGCACCAUGAACAUCCUGGAGCUGGUGCAGCAGCGCUCCGACAACGAGUGUGCCGAGCAGCUACGCAGGCUGGCCAGGAGGAUCAAGGAGGACCAUGUGAUCCAGCAUGGACUGGUGGUGGAUGGGGCCAGCUUGUCGCUGGCUCUGAGGGAGCAUGAGAAGCUCUUCAUGGAGGUGUCUAAGAACUGCUCUGCGGUGCUGUGCUGUCGCAUGGCACCCCUGCAGAAGGCCAAGGUGGUCCGCCUGUUGAAGACCUCCCCAGAGAAGCCCAUCACCCUGGCAGUGGGCGACGGAGCCAACGACGUCAGUAUGAUCCAGGAGGCUCACGUCGGCAUAGGUAUCAUGGGCAAGGAAGGCCGGCAAGCAGUGAGAAACAGUGACUAUGCAAUAGCCAGGUUCAAAUUCCUGUCAAAACUGCUGCUGGUCCAUGGCCACUUCUACUAUAUCAGAAUAACAACCCUUGUUCAGUACUUUUUCUACAAGAAUGUCUGCUUUAUUACGCCCCAGUUUUUAUACCAGUUCUUCUGUCUGUUUUCACAACAAACCCUGUACGACAGUGUCUACCUGACGCUGUAUAACAUCUGCUUCACCUCGCUGCCCAUCCUGGUCUACAGCCUGUUUGAGCAGCUGGUUCACCCGCAUGUGCUGCAGAGCAAACCGGCCCUCUACAGGGACAUCAGCAGGAACUCCAAGCUGUCCUUCAAGACCUUCCUGUACUGGACCCUGCUGGGGUUCUGCCACGCCUUCAUCUUCUUUUUUGGUUCCUACAUCCUCAUGGGGGAGGACACCUCGCUGAUGGGCAACGGACAGAUGUUCGGGAACUGGACCUUUGGUACGCUGGUGUUCACAGUGAUGGUCAUCACCGUCACGCUCAAGCUGGCCCUGGAGACUCACUUCUGGACGUGGAUGCACCACUUUGUGACUUGGGGCUCCAUCGCUUUCUACUUCAUCUUCUCCCUGUUCUACGGGGGCAUCAUCUGGCCCUUCCUCCACACCCAGGACAUGUACUUUGUCUUCGUCCAGCUGCUCUCCAGCGGCUCGGCCUGGUUCGCCAUCAUCAUCAUCGUCGUCACCUGCCUGUUCCCCGACGUCAUCAAGAAGGUGUUCUACCGCCACCUGCAGCCCACUGGCACCCAGAAGUCCCAGCUUGCUGAGGCCUCCACCCCGGCCGUCGGAUGUGUGGAGUCCCUGUGUUGCUACGCGGAGGGCCAGAGCGGCUGUUCCCGGCUGGCACGGCUGGUUGAGCAAAUGACCCGGCGUUGCGACCCCGCCACGCGCGCCACCGCCAACAGAUCGUGGAGCGACCUGGAGCCCAUCUACUCCAACGACCACAGCAUCCUGACGCUGUCCCCCAUCGAGGCCUCCCACGCCUGAGCUAGCAGGGAGCGCAGAGGAGUUAACCCCCCCGUCCCCCCGCCCCAGCUAGCCCUGACGCUAGCCCUGACGCUAGCCCUGACGCCAGUCCUGGCCAGCGCGCACGACAAUUUUGCUACUAGCCCCUCCACAUACAGAGAGAGACUGCUCGCCAGACCUCAACUUCACUGAUCACGUGACUGACUUGCUGACCAAUCAGUGGACAGCAUCCUUCUCAGCCCACAGCCCCGCCCACCCGGCCACGCCCCCACAGCCUUACCUCCCCGUCACACAGAAAAGGGACAGAUGUUGACAUAGAAAACAACCACGCCAUACCAAAGACCAAAGGACUGAUGGGACUGGACAGGAAGAGAAACUGUCUUAAUAUGUUGUGCCUGUAGGUUAGCUUAGCUUCCUAGCCUGACUAUACCUCGCUGCUUGUCCUUCCUCUUCCUUGUCUCUCCCCCCCCUCCCAAACCUCUCUCCUUCUGUCAUUACUUCUGGAGGAAACCUUUUUAUAAGCCAUAUUUUCAGACGGGUCGCGACCUGAUUUUCCCAGGUGUGUUGACACGAGAGCAGUUUCUUCUGAGCCCUGAGGUUUGUUCUGGGAUCCGGAACGCCUUUCUUCUUCACGCACAGACCUCAGAGGUACACUGACAGGUGAAUGUCCCUCGAGACAGAAGCUUCCGGAGACAGAAGUAUCAGAGUAGAUGUCAAAAGGAAAAAACAAACAUGGGAAAACGACGCUUUUGCACAUUGUCACUGUCCUCGUCUGAAUAUCACCAUUCCGUUUUCUUUGUUUAUGUUUUCUCAAAUCAUGGCCUGUCAUAAUUGAAGUCAUUGGAAUCACGUUCUUGUUCAUUUUUAUGUUUGUUGUUGCUGUGUGUAUCUCAGUUCUGUUACUAACCACUCGUUCAUUGUGUGUGUGUGUGUGUGUGUGUGUGUGUGUGUGUGUGUGUGUGUGUGUGUGUGUGUGUGCAGUUAUGUGCGUGUAAUAGAUGUCUGGUUGAACGCAGGGUGACACCAGACUGACUGGUGUCCUCUAGGGGGGGGGGGGAUGUAGUGGGGUUACCAAGACAACCGUUUUAAACUUGCCAUCAGUCAU